UUCAAUCUCCUCCACGGUCUCAAACAACCGCUCGGACGUGUUGGGGAUCAAAUUGCGUCAGUCGGCUGCUGCUUUCCAGUUCAGGGUGUACCCCGCCUCCUGCCCGAUGACAGCUGGGAUAGGCUCCAGCACGCCCGUGACCCUAGUGAGGAGAAGCGGCUCAGAAAAUGGAUGGAUGGAUGGAUGGAUGAUGAUAACACCAAUAACACCAUUUAUUUUGCUGUCCGCUACUACAUUUUGGACACCUAACGUGCCUUUUACUGUGUCGUGACACACACCCAGUCGUCUUAGUCCUGUCAUGCUAGGCAUGACAUCCAUGGACCCUCAGGUGUGCCCGCCCCCGCUUAGUAGCAACCAGUCAUUGAUAUCAUGCCUUGACAAAUCCCCAGCCAGCGCAUACAAACCUGGCCACUCCAGGAGCAGCAGCACUGGCUCCUCCAAACAUUCAAAGCAGUCUCGUAACUGGGAAGUGAUGGAGGACUUGCAGAAUCUGGAACAGAAUUCUGUUCCUGGCACCUCCCUGGAUUUAAGUAUUCCUGGGAUAUGUGAGGGCUUUUUGAUGAAGAGGAGGAAAUACCCACUAAAGGGCUGGCACAAGAGAUACUUCAUGUUAGAGAAGGGAAUUCUAAAGUAUUCAAAGACACAGCAGGAUAUCCAAAGAGGAAAAGUUCGUGGCUCGUUGGAUGUUAGUCUGGCCGUUAUGUCUGUUAAUAAAAACUCUAAACGUAUCGACUUGGAUGCUGGAGACAAUCUCUACCACCUUAUGGCCAAGAGCCAUGAAUUGUAUUACAUUUGGUUGACCAAGCUGUGUGCCCAUCGUGUAUUUCGCAAAAACGAGGCUAUGAGCGUCCAACGUGGAGUGCUUCACGCCAUCUCUCUCGGCCACAGUUCUCUGCCAGCUAUGACCAAUCUGGCCCAGAAAAAAAGAACUUCUCUGCCCUUCUAUGCCAGCUCAGCAUCAGUGUUCCAAACUGAGAUGGGAAGCCCAUCCCUUCCUAUUACCUCCCAUCCAGCGGUGACCAACAAGGUGUCAGCCUGGCUGCAGCAGACAAAUGACAUUGAUGCAACUUCCAAUGACUUGUCUCGUUGUCAGACAGACCUGACAGAACUGGCCCAUCUCAUUCAGCGACUCCAUUGGCUGGAAGGAGGCUUCCCAAUCACUGACACAGACCUGGAGAUGCGCAUCAGCAUGCAGAAUCUUUUCUUGGAGAAACCCAAGAAGAAGACUGGAAAAAUGUUUGGUCACUCCAGAACGUUGUCCCGUGUGGAAGCUAUGGGAGGAGUUUUCCCUUCCAGCCACUUUAGUAACAAUUUUAGGUCUGUUCAAUCUAUCCCGGACUAUGUCUACUCGCAGCUGUCUAAUCCUCAAGUCACCUCACCAGAGGCUAAGAAACUCCAACAGGACAUCUGCAUAGUUUCGCAGAAGGUUUUUACCUCGCUCAAGUCUGUUCAUGAAGUUUUGACCUUGGAGAGAGAACGACUUAGACAGGCCUGGACUGACCCUGAUCUGAGGCAGGACGCCUCAGAACAGCUCGCUACCCUGUGCAGCACACUGUCAGAGCUUGACAUACAGUCUCAUCUGACCAAAAUCCAUUCAUUCUCCCUGUCCUCGGAAUCUACUGAGGAAUCCUUCUGCACUGUCCAAGCAGACCAGGGGACACCGUCUUUGAGUCACAGUCAACGUGCACCCUCUGUGGCUGAUUCCAUGGCAGAGUAUUUUGAUGCCAGUGAAGUGAUCAUAUGCGAGAGCUCCUCUGAAGCAGACUGUUCAGAUGAGUCCGGUCUGAGUGACAUCACCACCACAAGCACAUCAGAGCCUGAUGAAGGACAUGCCACUGCCGCCCUCAAAUACCGAGCCAGUCUAAAGAGUGCAACUGACAAACCCAGACCGGUGUCUGACACAGGUCGUCGCACUCGUAUCCCUGCCCCAGGAACAGACAACAGCCACAUUGGCAUCAUGAACAUCCUGUAUAACAACAUUGGCAAGGAUCUUUCGAGGGUCUCUAUGCCUGUUGCACUCAAUGAACCUCUGUCUUUGCUGCAAAGAAUGUCAGAAGAGCUAGAGUACUCUGAGCUGCUUGACAUUGCUAAUCAUACCGAUGAUCCAUACGAGAGAAUGGUAUUUGUUGCGGCGUUCUCGAUUUCUGGAUAUGCGUGGGCAUCCUGGAGGUAUCGCUACAAACCCUUCAAUCCUGUUCUUGGAGAAACAUAUGAGAGUCACAGAGAAGACAGAGGCUUCCGCUAUAUGAGCGAGCAGGUUAGUCAUCAUCCACCCAUUUCUGCCUGCCAUGCAGAGUCUACAAACUUCACCUUCUGGCAAGAUCAAAGAUGGAAGAACAAGUUUUGGGGGAAGUCAGUGGAGAUCCUCUCGAGUGGACCGGUCCAUGUUACCUUACCCAGGUAUGGCGAUCACUACGAAUGGAACAAGGCAGUUACUUGCAUUCACAAUGUGCUGAGUCAGCAACGCUGGUUGGAGCACUAUGGGGAGGUGGUCAUCAGAAACAAAGAGAACAAUGUUUGCACCUGCAAGAUAACGUUUGUCAAGUCUCGGUACUGGACCUCCGACAGCAGUAAAAAUGGGGUUCAGGGUGUGGUUUUGGACCAGGCUGGAGAGGUUGUCCAUCGUUUUGGAGGGUUCUGGCACGAAGGCAUCUUCUGUGACACACUGCCGACUCCCAAGUGCAUUUGGAAGCCAAAUGUGCAGCCUGAUGACCAUUUCCAGUACUAUGGAUUCUCACGCUAUGCCAGGGAGCUAAAUGAACUUAAACCUGAAUUGAAAGCUGCCCUUCCACCAACAGACACACGUUUUAGACCAGACCAGAGGCUCUUAGAGGAGGGAAAGGUAGCAGAGGCGGAUAAAAAGAAGGAUGAGGUAGAGGAGAAACAGAGGGAGAGGAGGAAGGAGAUGGCCAAGCAAGGGAAGGAGCACAUCGUAAGGUUCUUCAGGAAAGAAAUCGAUGAGGCUGGCCAAGAGAAGUGGCUAUACAAUGGAAAUUACUGGAAUCUCCGUAAAGAACCAGGGUUUGCUCAUACUGAGAAUCUAGACCUGUGGUAGAACAUACAUUGGGCUUAGUUCUCAGCUUUAUGAACUGGAUGAAAUUCACAACUCUUUUUGUAAAAAUAGCUUUACACCCACCUAAAGUAUACAUGAAUAUACUAUAGAACGCUGCUACUGUCAGGACGGAGAGGCUGAGGAAGUUUGAAAGCAUACAUGAACCUCUGUUUUUGGUUUUUGUUUUUGACCACAAGGGAUGAAGUGCCAUCUGUAGAACAAAUGAAGACAUUUUUAAUGAAGUCUGAUGUUUAAACCCCACCUUGUUGCCUACCUCCUUAGAUAAUCCUUAGAGCACUGAAAUUUCCUUGAUUCCAAAGUUUACGUUUCAUACCAUUUUAGUAUUUUAGGUAAAAAAAAAUUGUGGGUAAAAGUUAUUUUCUAUAAAUGUUUGAAUUAAGAUGUCUAGCCAAAAUUAUUUACCAGUAUAUUUCAUUUAACAUCUUUUGUCGAAUCAAGUCCUAAAUAUUAAAAUCCUAUUUCCUGUCAUUUUUAUUUUUGGGCUAGGUGUGUGGGAAGUUUUACACGUGCACUAGGGCUGUCUUACUUCCAGUGGGUCAUACUGGAUUUGUUAAAUACUAGUUGCACAUUCGAUUUUAACAUUGUCACAAAGGUCCCUUGUAAAUGUAGCACUAUUCCUUGCUGUUCUCACUCACUCCAAAGAUUAAUAUCCAAAUUUAUGAUUUGAGAUGUGAGAAUAUAAUCUCUUAGACCUUCAGAUUUUCACUUGUAUUUUUAAAUUACGUUUCAGUCAUAGCUCGUAAAGGACAAUACUGUUAAACGCAGUCACAUUUUCUUCUGACUCUUUAGCUUGUAAUGAAAUGUUUGAUCUUCAGCUGUAUUUUACUUCUUGAUUUUAAUGAAUUAAAUGAAUCUCUAUUCCA
Molecule: messenger RNA, 3936 nt
Organism: Phyllopteryx taeniolatus (common seadragon)
Lineage: Eukaryota; Metazoa; Chordata; Actinopteri; Syngnathiformes; Syngnathidae
Product: oxysterol-binding protein-related protein 6-like
Exons: 24
Coding region: 299-3055 (918 amino acids)
Cellular component (GO): perinuclear endoplasmic reticulum; cytosol; intracellular membrane-bounded organelle
Molecular function (GO): cholesterol binding
Source: RefSeq, a predicted model, not a curated record